AAAAACGAAAUCCGAACUACCCCGAGUAAAUCAAUCUACAGUAGCGAGAUGUACGCCCAAGUGUGCGUACUCCUCCUGGCCGUUGGCCUCAGCCAGGCCUAUAUGUCCGAACCCGUGGUUCUACCGCAGGAGCAUUUAAUGCGGCUCGUGCUGCAGACGCGUGAUGUCGGAACCGACGCUUCCCACUCUCUCGAGUGCCUUGCCUACUAUAUGGCGGAGAUGAGCGCGGUCGGAGAGAAAUUUGAUACGGAAACAAAGGAGUGCAUCAGCGCGGCGCAGCUCAAGGUGGAAGCCAUCAACGAUGACACCCAGCCCAACCGUACCGCCAUCGACAGUUCCGCCGAGAGCUCUUGUCAAGCCCUCAAGGAGUGCACCUCUAUUGAUGUCGCCGAGAAGUACUUUUCGUGCACCGCCCAAGCCGGUUCCGAAAACGCCAAGUCCAUGUUCACCAUCUCUGCCAAUUCGAACGAGCUGGUGGCCCAAAUCAAGGAGACGUACCGCCAAAUCCAGGUGUGGCAAUACGAUUGCACCAACAAGACGCAGCGCGAAUAUGCCGAGAGCUCUGCUGCUGUCUACGAGGAUAUGAGCGCCUGCAUGUCCGGAGCUGAUAUUCCAACGACAGGACCAACCACAUCCGCUCCUCCCACAGACUCAACAGAGAGUUCUACAGAGUCGUCAACAGAGAGUUCUACAGAGUCGUCAACAGAGAGUUCUACAGAGUCGUCAACAGAGAGUUCCACUGAGUCGUCAACAGAGAGUUCUACAGAGUCGUCAACAGAGAGUUCUACAGAGUCGUCAACAGAGAGUUCCACUGAGUCGUCAACAGAGAGUUCUACAGAGUCGUCAACAGAGAGUUCUACAGAGUCGUCAACAGAGAGUUCCACUGAGUCGUCAACAGAGAGUUCUACAGAGUCGUCAACAGAGAGUUCUACAGAGUCGUCAACAGAGAGUUCCACUGAGUCGUCAACAGAGAGUUCUACAGUUACCACCACCGAAGGAACCAAGGAGUCGCCCCCUGAAGAGGACUUGAAUCAUCUGAUCAGCAAGAUUGAGAGCAACGGAAACAGAGACGUGAAACAGAUUUUGAAGAAUAUUCAGAAGUGGCUCAAGCAAAACUAAGACUUUAGUUGCUUAAACAUUCAAUUUAAAAGCCUACAAUAAAGAAAGCAUAAAUGUA
Molecule: messenger RNA, 1177 nt
Organism: Drosophila persimilis
Lineage: Eukaryota; Metazoa; Arthropoda; Insecta; Diptera; Drosophilidae
Product: cell wall protein IFF6
Exons: 2
Coding region: 49-1119 (356 amino acids)
Source: RefSeq, a predicted model, not a curated record